Molecule: messenger RNA, 441 nt
Organism: Calliphora vicina (urban bluebottle blowfly)
Lineage: Eukaryota; Metazoa; Arthropoda; Insecta; Diptera; Calliphoridae
Exons: 1
Coding region: 1-441 (146 amino acids)
Source: RefSeq, a predicted model, not a curated record
AUGAGGUUCGCAAUCGUCUUCUGUAUAGUUGCACUAGCUACUCUAGCCUAUUCUCAGCCAUUGGUCGACACCGUAAAACAAAUUCAAUACCCGUCCAAAGCACCUGUAUCAAAACCAGAAAAGGAAUCAGAUAGACCAGCUGCACUGAAACCUGUUAAGGAACCAAUGAAACCAACUGUAUUGAAACCUGUUAAGAAACCAGUGAAACCUAUUGUAUCGAAACCAGUUAAGGAACCAGUAAGACCAUCUGUAUCAACGUCUGUUAACGAAUCAGUCACCACAACUCCUACAGUAAAACCCGUAACCGAAAAAGAGGAGAAACCUCAAAAAUUAGAAUCUAUUGUUGAAAAUAUUAUUGAGAACCAUAGGCCUAAACCGGAAGUGGACACUUUUAAUGGCAAAGUAGUGCCAACACCAAAAUACCCCACUAAAUUAAAUUAA